Pyrenophora tritici-repentis Pt-1C-BFP is the source of this 621-nucleotide messenger RNA. The record is from RefSeq and is a predicted model, not a curated record. NCBI's taxonomy places the organism in Eukaryota, Fungi, Ascomycota, Dothideomycetes, Pleosporales, Pleosporaceae.
AUGGCACAAGACAAGCGCGCUGUGUGUAAUAAUCCCUCAGUUCUCGCUGAAGAACACAUUUUCGAUACCGUAGAUCAUAAGUUAUUCCCAAUUAACUGGGUCGAGCAGAUUAUUAACCAAAGCACGAAACAACGCAAGUGCAACCUCGAAAAGGCGCUGUACAUCACCACUGCCCGCCUCGAUGGCAGAUCAGUGAUUACGUAUGAGCUUGAGUGGGCAAAACAAGUAGCUCUCGAGGAAGAGGAACUGGCCAUAAUGGAGAUGGUCGGAAUAGUUGAGAAGGAUGACAAGAAUGCCAAGUGGAAGGCGAGAUGGAAGGAAUUCAGGAUGCCAGAAACUUCGAGGCAGAAGGGAACAGAGCCGCAUCAAGCAACAUCCUUCAAGGACAAAGAGAAGAAGCAAGCUCGAGAUCCAGAGCUGGAGCCGCAACAAGCAAACCAAUUCAAGGGCAAGGGCAAGGGCAAGGGCAAGGAGCCAGCUGAAGCUCCAUCUCCACUUCCGGACCUAAACCCCUCUAUAAAGUGGCCCCAUAAGCACACAAUCGCCAAGAAUGCGCUAGACAGAGCGAGGAAGCCGGAGUCCAACUGUCAGAUUGUGAUGGGUUAUCAAAGACGGGGAUAA